AUGACGGAUGCCUUGGAACAAAGUGUGCUUGCGUUAGAGAGAACAGUUUCGGUGUUGAAAGAUUCUGUCGAGUCUUUAAAACGCUCAAACGAACCCAGUACGAAUCUCGCAUCAACGAUGCUACAAACUAAAAGGGUUUUCCGUUUAGUCCCUGAGUAUGAUGUGGAGAGAUCUAAAUUGGAUCUGAUUGAAGAAGUAGAACCCCUCGUUAGAACGCUGGGCGAUAAAUUACGAAAAUCUAUGGGCAGAAUGCAAAGAGAACUGGAUACAUUGCAGCAGACCUAUGAAUUGAACGAUUUAAGGUUGAAGAAAAACAUUAAUAUGGAAAACGAUAACGAUGUUCUGAAUAACCCAGAAGUCAGUCGCGAAGAUGAAGGCAGAGAUGAUGUAAGUACGGAUGUCGUUAUGAUGGCAUCGUCUACUAACGAGGAAUUGGAAGAGUUGAAGAAGUUGAAAGAAAAGAAAAAGCAGCUGGAAAAUAAGUUGCAAAUACUCAAACAUAAAUAG
Messenger RNA from Saccharomyces kudriavzevii IFO 1802, 507 nucleotides. RefSeq names its product Spc19p (gene SPC19). The coding region runs from base 1 to 507 and encodes 168 amino acids. Gene Ontology annotation, biological process: attachment of spindle microtubules to kinetochore. Lineage: Eukaryota; Fungi; Ascomycota; Saccharomycetes; Saccharomycetales; Saccharomycetaceae. Gene Ontology annotation, cellular component: DASH complex; spindle microtubule. The record is from RefSeq and is a predicted model, not a curated record. The transcript has a single exon.